Messenger RNA from Xenopus tropicalis (tropical clawed frog), 2164 nucleotides. RefSeq names its product tubulin beta 3 class III (gene tubb3). Gene Ontology annotation, biological process: microtubule-based process. The transcript is spliced from 4 exons. The record is from RefSeq and is marked provisional. Lineage: Eukaryota; Metazoa; Chordata; Amphibia; Anura; Pipidae. Gene Ontology annotation, cellular component: cytoskeleton; microtubule. The coding region runs from base 21 to 1370 and encodes 449 amino acids. Gene Ontology annotation, molecular function: GTP binding; structural constituent of cytoskeleton; GTPase activity.
CCGAGCAGAACCGAGUCACAAUGAGGGAGAUAGUGCACAUCCAGGCCGGCCAGUGCGGCAACCAGAUCGGGGCCAAGUUCUGGGAAGUCAUCAGUGAUGAACAUGGUAUUGACCCAUGUGGAAACUAUAUUGGAGAUUCUGACCUCCAGCUGGAGAGAAUCAGCGUCUACUACAAUGAAGCUUCCUCACACAAAUAUGUUCCCCGGGCAAUCCUAGUGGAUUUAGAACCAGGAACUAUGGACAGUGUCCGCUCAGGAGCCUUUGGACAUCUUUUCCGACCAGACAACUUCAUAUUUGGACAGAGCGGUGCUGGUAACAACUGGGCAAAGGGUCACUAUACAGAAGGAGCUGAAUUGGUGGACUCUGUGUUGGAUGUAGUUCGCAAGGAGUGUGAGAACUGUGAUUGUCUUCAAGGCUUCCAGCUCACUCAUUCUCUGGGUGGGGGUACAGGCUCUGGAAUGGGCACUCUUCUAAUAAGUAAGGUCAGAGAGGAGUACCCUGACCGCAUCAUGAACACUUUUAGCGUUGUCCCUUCCCCAAAAGUAUCUGACACAGUAGUUGAACCAUAUAACGCAACACUUUCUAUCCACCAGCUGGUGGAAAAUACAGAUGAGACCUACUGCAUUGACAAUGAGGCUUUAUAUGACAUCUGUUUCCGUACUCUCAAAUUGGCUACUCCAACCUAUGGUGACCUUAACCAUCUGGUCAGUGCCACAAUGAGUGGAGUGACAACUUCCCUGAGGUUCCCUGGCCAGCUCAAUGCAGACUUGCGUAAGCUAGCAGUCAAUAUGGUACCUUUCCCUCGUCUGCACUUCUUCAUGCCAGGGUUUGCACCACUGACUGCCCGUGGCAGCCAGCAGUAUAGGGCACUGACUGUUCCUGAGCUCACCCAGCAGAUGUUCGAUGCCAAGAACAUGAUGGCCGCAUGUGAUCCUCGCCAUGGGCGUUACCUAACUGUAGCCACUGUCUUCCGAGGACGCAUGUCUAUGAAGGAAGUGGAUGAACAGAUGCUUGCUAUCCAGAGUAAGAAUAGCAGCUAUUUUGUGGAAUGGAUCCCCAAUAAUGUCAAAGUUGCUGUCUGCGACAUUCCACCCCGUGGCCUCAAGAUGUCUUCCACAUUCAUUGGCAACAGCACUGCCAUUCAGGAGUUAUUCAAGCGCAUCUCUGAGCAAUUCACUGCCAUGUUCAGGCGCAAGGCUUUCUUGCACUGGUACACAGGAGAGGGCAUGGAUGAGAUGGAAUUCACAGAGGCUGAGAGCAACAUGAAUGAUCUGGUGUCAGAAUACCAGCAGUACCAAGACGCCACCGCAGAGGAAGAGGGAGAAAUGUAUGAAGAUGAUGAGGAGGAGUCUGAAGGUCAGGGGAAAUAAGGGAACAACUGCAAAGCCAGAGAACAUCAGAAAUAACUCCCCGCAGGUUUAGGAAGUCCACUCAUGCUACAUGUGUUGCUUCUAAGUUAGGAUUAUAGUACCCUCCAGUUUCAGAACCUGUGUCUCAUUCCUCCAUUCCCUUAAAUUAUCUUUUUGCUGCCAGAGAGCAAUGCAGUAUUUAAUAUGCGCAUAGCUGGUACGAAGAUGAAGAUGCUUAUUUACAGAGGGUCGAUGUACCUUGCUGAGCAAAUUGGGGGACAUUCAUUACUAAAAGGCGCUGCUUAAAAGGUUUUGCACCUUAAAUAACAUUUUAAUGCUUGGCUGUUUCGUCAGCAGAGGUGUUUACAACAGGGGAAGUGUUUUUGUGAUAGUAAUUGAGUCUAACAAAGGAGAAAGCUUUUAAGGAUAGGAGUGGCAGAUAAUAGUAGGUUUGUAUUGACUAGUGUUUAAGCAUAUAAACCUCCAUGCUUGUGUUUUAGAGGAGGUUUCCUCCCCUAAAGAGCUUAACUUUUAGGCAGAGCAGUAGGAAAUAUGAAGGUAGCUGUAGGAUGUGCGCAUAAUGUUUUCUUGGAAUCUGACGGGAUAUUUUGUGCUAAUAGAAAGUUAUGAACAGUUACAGCACCGACUGAGACUUACACCGCAUAAUGCUCAAGCAGCAGAAAGAUCUCCCCUGUCUUACAUACACAUUUGUUUGUGUCUUACAUUUCUAUCUGUUUUGUCUGAUAUCUUUUCAUGUGUUCUGUUUUACUGAAUUAUUUAUUUUUAAAUAAAUAAACUUCCUGCUGUUCAACAUG